Messenger RNA from Pararge aegeria (speckled wood butterfly), 1347 nucleotides. RefSeq names its product facilitated trehalose transporter Tret1-like. Gene Ontology annotation, molecular function: transmembrane transporter activity. The transcript has 2 exons. Gene Ontology annotation, cellular component: membrane. Bases 1 to 1347 code for a protein of 448 amino acids. The record is from RefSeq and is a predicted model, not a curated record. Lineage: Eukaryota; Metazoa; Arthropoda; Insecta; Lepidoptera; Nymphalidae. Gene Ontology annotation, biological process: transmembrane transport.
AUGGGCGCACCCACUGUUAUUAUUCCCCAAUUAAGAGAAGAAGCAAAUGCAACUGCUAUAAUUUCACCAGAGAUGACAUCUUGGUUGUCAUCUAUUUCAACUUACAGCGCGAUUCCUUGGGCAGUAAUUUUGCCUAUGAUAGCAUACCGUUUUGGAAGAAAAAUUCCUUUGAUAUUAGUUAGUCUUAAUGUGUUAAUUGGGAAUAUAAUAUUUUAUUGUAGUGAUAGCAUCAAAGAACUUAUUCUUAGUCAAGGCUUGUUAGGAAUAUUCGUAGGCGCAACAAUAACAGUAUCCGUCAUGGUUAUGUCUGAGUACACUUCGCCUAAAUACAGAGGUAUUUUUUUAACUUUCAAAAGUGCUACAUUAUUUUGGGGAGUUUGGGUAUCAAAUGCUAUUGGAACGUUCUUUCAUUGGAAAAACAUUGGCAUUGUUAUUUUUGUUUGUGCUAUUUACAAUCUAAUAUCGUGCAUAUUUUACUACGAAUCACCUUAUUGGUUGGCGACAAAAGGACAUUUUGGUGAAUGUGCAAAAGUUCACCGAUGGCUUAAAGGCACAGAUGAAGACUCAGAAAAUGAACUGAGAAAGCUUAUUACGUCACAAAAGGAACAUUUAAAUUUAAAACUAGGUGAGCGAGCAAAACGUGGCAAAAUUGAUAAGAUCUUAAAUGUUAUACGCAGUAAGGGUUUUUAUAAGCCUCUCGCAUAUGCAAGUUUACCAAUAUUUCUGUACAACUUAUCCGGGAAGGUAGCUUGCGCUGUGUAUGCUAUAGAUAUUAUAAAAAAGAUCACAUCUAGUGAACGAAUGGCAUACGAGGGAAUGCUUAUAUUGGAUGCUGUGACUGUGGUAGGUAUGUACUUAGGAUGUGCAUUAUGUAAAAUAGUAACGCGUCGAAAGCAAUUGUUAAUUUUUUCUUCCACAGGAGUUGGUUUCCUAUAUAUCUUGGCAAUAUACUUAUAUCUGAUUAAAUUGAAUAUUUUAUCUGGCAACAAUUAUGUUUCUUUGUUCUUCUUGAUGGGAUUUUCAAUAAGCAUUAGCUGUGGACCAAUAAUUCUUUCAGCUACAUGUUCAGCAGAGUUGUCACCAUUACGAUACAGGAGUUAUUUUGUUUGUUGUCUUGGACUUUUAUCAUAUACGACUUUUGCGACAACACUAAAAGUUUCACCGCUAGUUUUUGAACAUUGUGGUACACAUGGAGCGUUCCUAUUUUACGGCGUAUCAGCAAACGUUUUUGUUUAUCUUUUAUACAAAUAUUUGCCAGAAACAAAAGAUAAAACAAUUCAAGAAAUACAGGAUUUGAUAGAAGGUGUUACUCAGAAUCCUUCAGUCAAUACAGAACUCCUUCGGUAA